CAGCAGCAGGCAGGCCGGGCUCCGCGGAACCAGCCCGGCCACCUCUUUCGUUUCAACCGGUGUUCGGACGCGGCCGACAUGUCGACGCGCGACUCCUCCAGCUUCUUUUGUCUUUCUUGCCAACUUUGAGCAUUUAUUUAUUUAUUUAUUUUUUAAUUGUUACACGCCGAAUGAAUCAGCCGUUUUCCCGCUUCCGGGCUCGAACUGCGACCGUUUCGGUGGUGAUGCGUCUUCUUCCCGUUGGCACUCACACCGCUUUGGAUUCCCUCUGGUGGGUCUGUUGUUUGUCAGAAUGGCGCGUUUCGCCGACGAGCUCCCCGGCCGCUAUGGAGGGAGUGCCGGCGGCGCGGGAGGAGGAGGCGGAGGCGGCGGGCGAGGAGCACCGGGCGCCGGGAGAGGCGGCGGCGGCGGUGGCGCCCGGGGUGGAGGCGCUCCGGGCGGCCAGAGGAUGUACAAACAGUCGAUGGCCCAAAGAGCUCGGACCAUGGCCAUUUACAACCCCAACCCCGUCAAGCAGAACUGCCUCACUGUCAACCGCUCCCUCUUCAUCUUCCGGGAAGACAACCUCAUCCGGAAGUACGCUAAACGUAUAACGGAGUGGCCUCCAUUUGAAUACAUGAUCCUGGCAACUAUCAUCGCUAACUGCAUCGUUUUGGCCUUGGAGCAACAUCUGCCUGCCAGUGACAAGACGCCCAUGUCGGAGCGCUUGGACGACACAGAGCCCUACUUUAUCGGAAUAUUCUGUUUUGAGGCCGCCAUUAAGAUCAUCGCCCUGGGCUUCGCGUUCCACAAAGGCUCCUACCUCCGCAAUGGAUGGAACGUAAUGGACUUUGUGGUCGUUCUCACCGGAAUCUUGGCAACGGUGGGCUCCGACUUCGACCUAAGGACUCUGCGGGCGGUGAGAGUGCUACGACCCCUCAAACUUGUGUCAGGGAUCCCCAGCCUCCAAGUGGUGUUGAAGUCCAUCAUGAAGGCCAUGGUUCCCCUGCUUCAGAUCGGCCUGCUGCUUUUCUUCGCCAUCGUCAUGUUUGCCAUCAUCGGUGUGGAGUUCUACAUGGGCAAGUUCCACACCACCUGUUUCAACCUCGACACCGGUGAAAGAGCAGCAGAAUGGCCUUGUGGUCUGGAGCCUCCAGCCAGGUUGUGUCCUAACGGGACCCAAUGCAGGGAAUACUGGACUGGACCCAAUUUUGGCAUUACCAACUUCGACAACAUCCUGUUUGCUGUGCUUACGGUGUUUCAGUGCAUCACCAUGGAGGGCUGGGUUGACAUUCUCUACAGCACUAACGAUGUGGCAGGAAACACAUGGAAUUGGCUCUACUUCAUCCCGCUCAUCAUCAUCGGCUCCUUUUUCAUGCUCAACUUGGUCCUUGGUGUCCUAUCAGGAGAGUUUGCCAAAGAGAGGGAGCGUGUGGAGAAGAGACAAGAAUUCCUGAAGCUUCGACGGCAGCAACAAAUUGAAAGAGAGCUCACUGGAUACUUAGAAUGGAUCUGCAAAGCCGAGGAGGUGUUGCUGGAGGAGGAGGAUGAAAUUGCGGAGGAGAAGUCGCCGUUGGAUGGAGCGUGGUACAAGAGGAAACAAAACCUGCCAGUCCUAAAACGAAGCAAAGCUAAGAAGAGUAAAAAUGACUUGAUCGGUGCCGAGGAAGGUGAAGAUCCAUUCGCUGACAUCUCCUCCGUUGCGCCUCCCGGUUCUCCCUUUGGUCGGGCCAGCGUGAAGAGCAGCACUAAGAUGGACAGUUCGUCCUACUUUCGUCGUAAGGAGAAGAGAAUCCGAUUCUUCAUCCGGCGGAUGGUAAAAGCUCAAAGCUUCUACUGGAUUGUUCUGUGCCUGGUGGGCCUAAACACGCUCUGUGUGGCCAUAGUCCACUAUGACCAACCCGACUGGCUUACGAGGGCUUUGUACAUCACAGAGUUUGUCUUUUUGGGUUUGUUUCUGACGGAGAUGACUUUGAAGAUGUACGGCCUGGGACCAAGGAAUUACUUCCACUCCUCCUUUAACUGCUUUGAUUUUGGGGUCAUCGUGGGAAGUAUCUUUGAAGUGAUCUGGGACAUGAUCAAACCAGGUGCAUCAUUUGGUAUCAGUGUGUUGAGAGCUCUUCGACUUCUGAGGAUCUUCAAAGUAACCAAGUACUGGAACUCCCUGCGGAACUUGGUGGUUUCCCUGCUCAAUUCCAUGAAGUCAAUCAUCAGUUUGCUCUUCCUCCUCUUCCUCUUCAUUGUCGUCUUCGCUCUGCUGGGCAUGCAGCUCUUUGGAGGACAGUUCAACUUUGAAGACGAGACACCAACAACAAACUUUGAUACUUUCCCAGCAGCUAUCCUUACCGUGUUUCAGAUUUUGACCGGUGAGGACUGGAAUGCUGUGAUGUACCACGGGAUCGAGUCUCAAGGAGGUGUCCGUCGUGGAAUGUUCUCCUCCGUCUACUUCAUUGUCCUCACGCUUUUUGGAAACUAUACCCUCCUGAACGUCUUCUUGGCCAUCGCUGUUGAUAAUCUCGCAAAUGCGCAGGAGCUAACGAAGGAUGAAGAGGAGCAGGAGGAAGCGGCCAAUAAGAAGCUGGCCCUACAGAAAGCUUUGGAGGUGAAGGAAGUCAGCCCCAUGUCAGCAGCCAACAUCUCCAUUGCUGCUUUUGUAAAGCAAAAUCGAGACGCGCUCUCUCGCAGGUCGUCCAUCAACAGCAUUCAGUCACUCAAGGAGCAGCAGCGGGCGAGCAAGACCAUGUCCAUAUGGGAGCAGAGGACCAACCAACUGAGACGACACAACAUGCGAGCGAGCAGCGAGGCCUUGUUUAAUGAGCUGGACCCCGAGGAGCGCCUUCGAGUGUCCUCAGCCUUGCAUCUCCAUCCCGACAUGAAAACUCACCUGGAUCGGCCCUUAGUGGUGGAGGCCAAGAACGCCAACCCGCCCAAAGGGCGAGAAGAAGGCGAGCAAGACGACGCCGAAGACAACUCGCAUUCGCACGGCAGAAAACACCACAGACACCGCGGCAGGAACGGCAACGGUCGGGACGGAAGCGACGGCCGCCCGGCAAGACACCACACCCACCACAGCAGGAGCAAAGAUCACCACGGCAACGGCGCGCUGACCAAAGAGAGGAGAGAGGAGCGGAGCCAGAGUCGGGAUGAGGGGCAGAAACGCAGGCGCCAUCAUCAAGCUGUGUCCCCGGAAGAAGAGACCUCGGACGCGCGAGGAGGAGCAGAAGAAAGAGGGCAUCGCCAUCAUCACUCCCACCGCGUGCCCAAAGAAGGGAAUGGCGCUUUGGCCAACGGCGCACACGGAGAGCAUCGGGGUCGGGGAAGAGGAGGCGGGGGUAAUGGGGAGAGGAAAGGACGUUGCUCCCAAAUAAUCAGAGCUCCGCCUACUCUGGAUGGAGAUGAAAAUAAAAAAGAUCAAAGGGCAGUGCGGUCUGACGGUGAGGAGGAGGGUCUUGCCAUGAGUCCUCUGCAGCCAAUGCAGAGCCGGCUGAGUCUUGGAGACAAGCAGGAGGACGCAGACAACCAGAAAAACUCCACGAGAGCAAGCCAGGCCGGCCUGAACAGCAACACUAUUCACAUCCCUGUCACCAUUACUGCCCCACCUGGAGAGACCACCAUUAUUCCUAUGAACAACAUUGACUGCGACACCUUCAAAGUGAACGAGGAGAAGAAGGCUCUGGAAGAGGACGAUGGCGCUGAUAGACCUCGGCAGAUCCUCCCCUAUAGCUCCAUGUUCAUCUUUGGGCAAACGAACCCGGUGCGGCGGCUGUGUCACUACAUAGUCAACCUACGCUACUUUGAAAUGUGCAUCCUGAUGGUCAUUACCAUGAGCAGCAUCGCUCUGGCAGCCGAGGACCCCGUGCAGUCCAACGCACCGCGGAACAACGUCCUCAAGUAUUUGGAUUAUGUCUUCACUGGUGUGUUCACUUUUGAGAUGGUGAUUAAGAUGAUAGACUUAGGACUUCUCCUCCACCCUGGCUCCUAUUUCCGUGACCUGUGGAACAUUCUCGACUUUAUUGUGGUCAGUGGAGCUCUUGUGGCCUUCGCCUGCUCAGGAACAAAAGGCAAGGACAUCAACACCAUUAAGUCCCUGAGGGUCCUCCGAGUCUUGCGGCCACUUAAGACCAUUAAACGUCUUCCCAAGCUGAAGGCGGUGUUUGACUGUGUUGUGAAUUCCCUGAAGAAUGUCCUCAACAUCCUAAUCGUCUACAUCCUCUUCAUGUUCAUCUUCGCCGUCAUCGCUGUGCAGCUUUUUAAAGGAAAAUUCUUCUACUGCACUGAUGAGUCCAAAGGUUUAGAAAAAGACUGCAGGGGUCAGUUCCUGGACUACGACAAAAUGGAAAACGGACGCGACGUAGAAGCUCAGCCCAGAGAGUGGAAGAAAUACGAGUUCCACUACGACAACGUUCUUUGGGCCUUUUUAACACUCUUCACUGUCUCCACGGGAGAGGGCUGGCCUCAGGUGCUGAAGCAUUCCGUGGAUGCCACCUAUGAGGACCAGGGCCCCAGCCCGGGGUUCCGCAUGGAGACGUCCAUCUUCUACGUGGUCUACUUUGUGGUGUUCCCUUUCUUCUUCGUCAACAUAUUUGUGGCUUUGAUUAUCAUCACCUUCCAGGAGCAGGGAGACAAAGCCAUGUCUGAGUGCAGCCUGGAAAAGAAUGAGAGGGCUUGUAUCGAUUUCGCCAUAAACGCCAAGCCGUUGACAAGAUACAUGCCGGAGAACAAGCAGUCCUUCCAGUAUAAGAUGUGGAAAUUUGUGGUGUCGCCGCCGUUUGAGUAUGCCAUCAUGACUUUAAUUGCCCUCAACACGGUGGUGCUGAUGAUGAAGUUUUACGGCGCUCCAGACAUUUACGAGUCCAUGCUGAAAUACUUGAACAUCGUCUUCACUGCCCUCUUUACUCUGGAGUGCAUCCUUAAAGUCAUUGCAUUUGGUCCGCUGAACUACCUGAAAGCAGCCUGGAAUGUGUUUGACUUUGUGACAGUGCUUGGGAGCAUAACAGACAUCUUGGUAACAGAGGUAAAGGACAAGAUGAUUAACUUGAGCUUUCUGAGGCUGUUCAGGGCGGCUCGGCUCAUCAAACUGCUGCGACAAGGCUACACCAUUCGCAUUUUAUUGUGGACUUUCGUCCAGUCCUUCAAGGCCCUUCCAUACGUUUGCCUGCUCAUUGCAAUGCUCUUCUUCAUCUACGCCAUCAUUGGAAUGCAGGUUUUUGGUAACAUUGAGCUGAACGAGGAGACCGCCAUAAAUCACCACAACAACUUCCAGACCUUUUUCCAGGCUUUAACGCUUCUUUUCAGGAGUGCCACAGGUGAAGCCUGGCAUGAGAUCAUGCUCGCUUGUCUCAGUAACCGGUCAUGUGAUAAACUCUCAGGAAAUACAGGGAAGGAGUGCGGAAGUGACUUUGCCUACUUCUACUUUGUCUCCUUCAUUUUCCUUUGCUCCUUCUUGAUGUUAAAUCUUUUUGUCGCCGUCAUCAUGGAUAACUUUGAGUACCUGACCAGAGACGCCUCCAUUCUGGGCCCUCAUCACCUGGACGAGUUCAUCCGCGUUUGGGCCGAGUAUGACCCUGCUGCCUGCGGCCGCAUGCCAUAUCGUGAUAUGUACGAGAUGCUCCGAGACAUGUCCCCUCCUCUAGGUUUGGGAAAGAAAUGCCCACCCCGCAUCGCCUAUAAGCGUCUGGUGAAGAUGAACAUGCCUAUUGCGGACGACAACACCGUGCAUUUCACCUCCACGCUCAUGGCUCUGAUCCGCACUGCCUUGGAGAUCAAGCUGGCAUCCGGGGUUUUGGCACAACACGUGUGUGAUAUUGACCUGAAGAGAGAGCUAACCAGAGUGUGGCCCAACUUGUCGCAGAAGUCUAUUGACCUGCUGGUGACACCACAUAAAUACAAUGAACUGACUGUAGGGAAAGUGUAUGCAGCACACAUGAUCUUUGAUUAUUACAAGCAGAAUCGUGCCAAAAGACUCCAGCUGCAGCAUCCUUCUGGAGGACAUCAGAGUAAACUGAGCGCCUUUUUUCGUCCGUUACUUCCUCUGGGCCACACACAGGAAGUAGAACCCCCAAUACCAAGUCCCAAACAGAUCUUACCUUUUCAAGCAGAAUCAGAGACCAAGGACACGUCACCUCUGCCACCUCUCACCUCCGUCAACAAGGACACAAUGCUCGACCAGAAGAGUGCCAUCAAACACUCCCAGUCUGGUGACGUCUCCCAGGCAGCUUUGAGACCUAAAGGCCGGAGGAAACUUCAAAGAGGCCAGUCAGAAGAUGUGCCGUGCUCCACGAGGCCUCAGGUUCACCAGGAUGUGGUGUUUCUUCUUCAGGAUGCUGUUGAGAUGAAGCCGGUUGAGAACAUGUCCGACAGAGAAACAUACUCGGGUUUAGAAGGUCACGGCAGAGCUUCUUCCCUGCCUCGACUUAAUGCAGAGUUCUACCGGAGCCACUCUCGCCACGCCCCUGGGACCCACCUGGCACCGAUCGUUGACCUCAGUCCCAUAAGACGCUCCGCUUCCUCGUUGACCCCGCAGUACAAGCAGGAGGCGGGUCUGAAGGAAUACCACUUGACGCGGCCGGCGACCAGGCCCGCUCCGGGCCAGGCCCAGGACCGAGCGCAUCACCAUCACCACCACCACCGCUGCCACAGACGCAGGGACAAAGACAAAGACAAAAAGCAGAAGUCUCUGGACAGAGGGACGUCAGUGCAGCAACCGAGUGCAGUGGGCUCCUUCACCGACCCUCCAGCUGAGGGCUUGUCCAGGGAACGGGCAAGGGAGCGGGAUCGCAGUCGCCACCACGAGAGGAGACAUCACUCCUCUGCAGGGGAGCAACGCUACUACUCAGAGCGUUACAGCUGCAGGGAGACGAGCCACGCCAAGUCAGCCAGUCCAAGCCGAUCCACAUCUCCAGGAGAAGCACAGGACACUGCUGUCCUUAAACAACAUGGUAGCACCGGAGGUAAGCCUGCACCCUCUGGUUCAAGCACGCCAGGCCGCGGUCGCAGGCAGCUCCCCCAGACCCCCCUGACCCCUCGUCCCGCCGUGGCCUACAAGACCGCCCACUCCGCCCCUCUGCCGUCAGCUGCCAGCAGCGCUAUGGUUUCCCAGACUCGUGUCAGCCGUGGCCUUUCAGAACACGAGCGCUUGCACGGGGACAAUGACCCGUCCCCGGUACAGGUCACCUGCAUCGGCUCCGACCCCGAUUUAAACCUGCAGCCGCAGGGAACUUCUCACCAAGCGCUCUAUGAAGAAACCGAUGACUUCCAGGACGCCGUUAGCAGUCAACUGUUGUCACACUCAGCCAGAGCCGCCGCUUCCAACGAGAGCGCUGCUGUGCCUGUUACAGCGGCGGCCACACAAGGCCGCGCUGACGUACCCAACGGCUACCACUUCACCUUCGGGGUCAACGCCGCCUCGAACGACAGAGGAACAGGAAGCCUCAGGGAGCGGGAGGAGGAGGACUGGUGCUAACAUGCUGGGAUGGAAGACAGGUUUUUUUUUUCCUAUCCACUGAUGAGGGAGCAGCUCAACGGCGCCGCUCGGCUCAGUCCGCGUGAGCUGGUCAGAGGCCGACACGGGAAGGAAGUCGGAAAAAAGCCGGUUCAAAGUGCUGAAGAGGCUUCAGAUUCAUUCCAGUGUCCAAGUGUUACUCUCCUCAUUCAUCAGUUAUUGGCAAACAGGAAGCUUGGCUGAAUUUGCACUGAUGGCACAAUGAAGACCCUCCAGUAUUGUUGUCUGGUAGUGUUGGAGGAGACUUAAGAUCUUUAGAUCCUGUUUGAAAAGUCGUUGUAGACCCCCACAGAAUGCCCAAAUAAUAUAAUAGGGAGACGCGAAUUUGAUCCCCUGCUGGAUUAGUACAUUUACAAACAAACAGUCUAGGAUUUCUAAGUCAAGUUUGAGUCGUUCCUGUUUAUGUCGACUGAAAAAGUGUCUGCUUAAGUUGUCCCUGACAUACACUAUAUUGCCAAAAGUAUUUGGCCACCUGCCUUUACUCAUAUAUGAACUUGAAGUGCCAUCCCAUGGAAUUGUCAAAAAUGUUUUGGUAUCCUGGAGCGUUCAAAGUCCCUUUCACUAAAACUAAGGAGCCAAACGCAACUCCUGAAAAAAAAACAAAAAACAACAUAAUUCCUCCUCCACCAAAUUUCACACUCGGCACAAUUCAGGGCCUGGCACUCAGUCUCCGUUCUAAUUCAUCCCAAAAGGUGUUCUGUCGGGUUCAGGUCAGGACUCUGUGCGGGCCAGUCAAGUUCAUCCGCACCAGACUCUGUCAUCCAUGUUUUUAUGGACCUUGCACUGGUGCGCUCCAAACUGUUCCCACAAGGUUGGGAGCAUUAAUUGUCCAAAAUGUUUUGGUGUCCUGGAGAAUUCAAAGUUCCUUUCACUGGAACUAAAUGGCCAAGCCCAACUCCUGAAAAACAACCCCACACCAUAAUUCCUCUUCCACCAAUUUCACAAUGCAGUCCCAAAUGUAGCGUUCUCCUGGCAACAUCCAAACCCAGACUGGUCCAUCAGAUUGCCGGAUGGAAAAACGUGAUUCAUGACUCCAGAGAAGGCGUCUCCACUGCUCUAGAGUCCAGUGGCGACGUGCUUUACACCACUGCAUCCCACGCUUUGCAUUGGACUUGGUGAUGCAUGGCUUAGAUUCAGCUGCUCGGCCAUGGAAACUCCAUUCCGUGAAGCUCACUGCAUACUGUACGUGGGCUAUUUGGAAAGUCACAGGAAGUUUGGAGCUCUGUAGCAACUGACUGUGCAGAAAGUCUUUGCACUAUCUGCUUCAGCAUCCGUUGACCCCUCUCUGUCAGUUUAUGUGGCCUACCACAUGGUGGCUGAGUUGCUGUUGUUCCCAAACUCUUCACUUUUCUUAUGAUAACGUUGACUUUGGAAUAUUUAGGAGCGAGGAAAUUUCACGACUGGAUUCGUUGCACAGGUGGCAUCCUAUGACAGUUCCACGCUGGAAAUCACUGAGAGCGGCCCAUUCUUUCACAAAUGUUUGUAGAAACAGUCUCCAUUUAUGAGCGCUUGAUUUUAUAGUGAUUAGGACACCUGAUUCUCAUCAUUUGCAUGGGUGGCUAAAUAUUUUUGGCAAUAUAGUAUGAACGUCUCUCUGUGUGUAUGUUAGUAUUCCCGCCUCCACCCACAGAGACAAAGAGAGUGGAUGACCAAUAAGAGGCUUCACUCCAUUUCUUUCAAUCUGUUAUAGACGUUAGCAACAUAACUCAACGUGUUUUUAAUGAAACUUUCAGGAAAUGUCUGAAAUGGAAUAAGGAACAUGCGAUUCCAUUUUGGGGACGAUCCAGAUCGACGUCUGGAUUUAGGAUUUUUUUUUUCACUACGAUUCCAAGUUUCAACUAGGUUGAAGGGAAAUGGUAGAAAAAUUGUUUCACGGAAAUGGAUCGGCCAACAAUGCGUGCCUUAUUUCUCUUAACUGUUCAUAUAUUAUUCGUAAGGAUGUAAAGUCACUAACUCAGCAGAGGAUCAAAAACUUCGGAUUUUAAUGUAAUUUGUACGAAAAAAGGUCUCCUUCAUCCUAGGCUGAUUAUUUUAUGUCUUGGAACUUUCCUGCCAUCGCACCCGAUGAACACAACCAUUAACGGCUCCAACGAACAGAAACCGAGGAGUCACGUUUUUUGACCGAUUCUCGGUCCCAGCCAGAAGGGACACGGACGACUUUUACAACAAACAUGUGGCCGAUUACUAAGUGCCUCGUUUUACAAGAUGUGUGUCAUCCCGCUGCGUGGGUCGGACUGUGCCCAACAGUCAAUAGCAUGUCAGUACGUACACGUCGGAGAGAAAACAGACAACGUAAAAACCAGUUUCGACUCAAAAAAAAAAAAAAAAAAGAACAAAAAAUAUUUUUUAUAUUCUGAAUCUUGUAGUUGUAAUCCAAAAUGGAAAAUGCAAAGUCAGAAUUGUAGUGCAUGCCGAGAGUCUUGGACAUCCAAAAAUGAUAUGUGUACAUUUGACUGAAGGGUGUGUGCUCAGCAUUUGCCUUUUUCUUCGAACACACUGCCGUCCGUUGGUAGGAAAGAGUUGACGAAAGGAGACAAGUGCCAUUUUUGAAAAUAUCUGCAUCGCAUCGUGAGAAAAAGAAGUGAUCGUCACCGCUUGGUUUAAGGAGCUGCCUGAUCCGCAUCUGCGACUUUACAGUUUCGCAACAUUGAGUCUUCAACAAAUAUUCCAAAAAAACAAGAUGAGGCUAUUCCUGAAGGAAUUAUGUGUGAAUGCUCCAAUGCUGGAGUUGAACUGAAAUCCUGGAAUAGUAGAGAACACAAUUCCCAAACAGGCUGAAUAUUUAAAAGUUGGAACCGUUUGAAUCAGAUGGAAAAUGUGGGAGUUGGGGAACUUUGAAGAAUGAUAGCCAUUUAUUUCAAUGGGAAAAGCAGGAUUUUUUGGGAAAAUUGCAAAAACUUAAAUGGUCUGAAUGAGUUGAAUUUGUUGGUGUUAGAAUUUUUCAAAUCUGUCGAGAAAUGUUGAUGUAGUAACAUGUUGAAUUGAGAAAUCGUAUUACGGAAUUCCUGGAAUUUCGGGAACAUUUUUUCCAUUAGAAAAAAAAAAGUUUUUUGUGUUGAUUAGGAGGAAUGUUUGGACAGUGGAACAGUUGAAAUAUGUUUAAAAAUGUAGAAGGAGUAGUUGUCAGGAAAAAAGGGAGGAAAAAGGGCUUUGGAAAACCAGGUAUUCUGGAGCAUUCUGGAAUUUUUUGUUAACGUGGAAAAAGACUUGAAGGGUUGAAAUGGUUGGUGUUGGAAUUUUUCAAAUCGGUCGAGAAAUGUUGAAGUAGUAACAUGUUGAAUUGAGAAAUCGUAUUAUGGAAUUCCUGGAAUUUCGGGAAAAAUGAUUCCAUUUGAAAAAAAAACUUAGUUUUUUGUGUUGAUUAAGAGGAAUUUUUGGACAGUGGAACGGUUGAAAUGUGUUUAAAAAUGUGAAAGGAUUAGUCGCCAAAAAAGGGUGGAAAUCGGGCUUUGGAAAACCAAAUAUUGUGGAAAAUCCUGGAAUGUUUUUAAACUUGGAAAAAGACUUAAAGGGUUGAAAUGGUUGGUGUUGGAAUUUUUCAAAUCGGUCGAGAAAUGUUGUAGUAACAACAUGUUGAUUUGAGAAAUCGUAUUACGGAAAUCCUGGAAUUUCGGGAAAAAUGAUUCCAUUUGAAAAAACAACUUUGUUUUUUGUGCUGAUUAAGAGGAAUGUUUGGACAGUGGAACGGUUGAAAUGUGUUUAAAAAUGUGGAAGGAGUAGUCGCCAGAAAAAAAGGUUGGAAAAUCAGGCUUUGGAAAACCAGAUAUUCUAGAAAAUCCUGGAAUUUUUUAAAAAUUGGUAAAAGACUUAAAGGGUUGAAAUGGUUGGUGUUGGAAUUUUUCAAAUCGGUCGAGAAAUGUUGACGUAGUAACAUGUUGAAUUGAGAAAUCGUAUUACGGAAUUCCUGGAAUUUCGGGAAAAAUGAUUCCAUUUGGAAAAAAAACUUAUUUUUUAGUGUUGAUUAAGAGGAAUUUUUGGACAGUGGAACGGUUGAAAUUUGUUUAAAAAUGAGGAAGGAGUAGUCGCCAGAAAAAAAAGGUUAGAAAUCAGGCUUUGGAAAACCAGAUAUUCUGGAAAAUCCUGCAAUUUUUACUAACUUGGAAAAAGACUUAAAGGGUUGAAAUGGUUGGUGUUGGAAUUUUUGAAAUCGGUCGAGAAAUGUUGAUGUAGUAACAUGUUGAAUUGAGAAAUCGUAUUACGGAAUUCCUGGAAUUUCGGGAAAAAUUAUCCCAGUUCAAAAAAUAACUUUGUUUUGUUCUGAUUAAGAGGAAUGUUUGGACAGUGGAACGGUUGGAAUGUGUUUAAAAAUGUGGAAGGAGUAGUCGCCAGAAAAAAAGGGCGGAAAUCGGGCUUUGGAAAACCAGAUAUUCUGGAAAAUCCUGGAAUUUUUUUUAACUUGGAAAAAGACUUAAAGGGUUGAAAUGGUUGGUGUUGGAAUUUUUCAAAUCGGUCGAGAAAUGUCGACGUAGUAACAUGUUGAAUUGAGAAAUCGUAUUACGGAAUUCCUGGAAUUUCGGGAAAAAUGAUUCCAUUUGGAAAAAAAACUUAUUUUUUAGUGUUGAUUAAGAGGAAUUUUUGGACAGUGGAACGGUUGAAAUUUGUUUAAAAAUGAGGAAGGAGUAGUCGCCAGAAAAAAAAGGUUAGAAAUCAGGCUUUGGAAAACCAGAUAUUCUGGAAAAUCCUGCAAUUUUUAUUAACUUGGAAAAAGACUUAAAGGGUUGAAAUGGUUGGUGUUGGAAUUUUUGAAAUCGGUCGAGAAAUGUUGAUGUAGUAACAUGUUGAAUUGAGAAAUCGUAUUACGGAAUUCCUGGAAUUUCGGGAAAAAUUAUCCCAGUUCAAAAAAUAACUUUGUUUUGUUCUGAUUAAGAGGAAUGUUUGGACAGUGGAACGGUUGAAAUGUGUUUAAAAAUGUGGAAGGAGUAGUCGCCAGAAAAAAAGGGCGGAAAUCGGGCUUUGGAAAACCAGAUAUUCUGGAAAAUCCUGGAAUUUUUUUUAACUUGGAAAAAGACUUAAAGGGUUGAAAUGGUUGGUGUUGGAAUUUUUCAAAUCGGUCGAGAAAUGUCGACGUAGUAACAUGUUGAAUUGAGAAAUCGUAUUACGGAAUUCCUGGAAUUUCGGGAAAAAUGAUUCCAUUUGGAAAAAAAACUUAUUUUUUAGUGUUGAUUAAGAGGAAUUUUUGGACAGUGGAACGGUUGAAAUUUGUUUAAAAAUGAGGAAGGAGUAGUCGCCAGAAAAAAAGGGUGGAAAUUGGGCUUUGGAAAACCAGAUAUUCUGGAAAAUCCUGGAAUUUUUUUUAACUUGGAAAAAGACUUAAAGGGUUGAAAUGGUUGGUGUUGGAAUGUUUCCAAUCGGUCGAGAAAUGUUGAAGUAGUAACAUGUUAAAUUGAGAAAUCGUAUUACGGAAUUCCUGGAAUUUCGGGAAAAAUUAUCCGAGUUCAAAAAACUAUUUAGUUUUUUGUGCUGAUUAAGAGGAAUGUUUGGACAGUGGAACGGUUGAAAUGUGUUUAAAAAUGUGGAAGGAGUAGUCGCCAGAAAAAAGGUUGGAAAUCGAGCUUUGGAAAACCAGAUAUUCUGAAAAAUCCUGGAAUUUUUUUGGAACUUAGAAAAAACGUAUAAUUAGUUGAAAUAAUUGGUGCUGGAAUUUUUCAGCAUUUUCGAGAAAUGUUGAAGUAGUAACAUGUAUGUUGAGAAAUGCUAUUACAGAAAUCUUAGAAUUUGGGGGAAACAGAGAAUUUUUCCAGUAUUAAAAAACAACUUUGUUUUUUGUCCUGAUUACGAAGAUGGUUUUGACGCUGAAACGGUUGAAAUGCGUUGAAAAAUGUGGAAGGAGUAAUCGCCAAGAAAAACGGUGGAAAUGGGGCUUUGGAAAACAAAGAAUUCUGAAAAAUCCUGGAAUUUUUCGGAACAUGGAAAAAACUUAAAAUGAGUUGAAAUGGUUGGUGUUGGAAUUUUUGAAAUCAGUCGAGAAAUGUUGAAAAAGUAACAUGUUGAUUUGAGAAAUAGUUUUACGGAAUGCCUGGAAUUUUGGGAAGACCAGGAAUUUUUCCAGUUGAAAAAACGACGUUGCUUUUUUUCCUGAUUAAGAGGAUGUUUUAACGGUAGAACGGUUGAAAUGCAUUGACGAAUGUGGAGGAAGUAGUCGACAGAAAAAAGGUUGGAAAUUGGACUUUGAAAAACAAGGAAUUCUGGAAAUCCUGGAAGUUUUUGGCACUUGGAAAAAACUUAAAUUGAAUUAAAAUGGUUGGUUUUGGAAUUUUUCAAAUCGGAUGAGAAAUAAUUAACUAUUAAAUGUUGAAUUGAGAAAUGAUACUAAGGAAUUCCUGGAAUUUCGGGAAAACCGAGAAUUUUUCCAGUUCAAAAAACAACUUUGUUUUUUGUGAUGAUUAAGAGGAAUUUUUGGACAGUGGAACGGUUUAAAUGCGUUGAAAAAUGUGGAAGGAGUAGUCGCCAGAAAAAAGGGUGGAAAUGGGGCUUUGGAAAACCAGGAAUUCUGUAAAAUCCUGGAAUUUUUUGGAACUUGGGAAAAACUUAAAAUGUGUUGAAAUGGUUGGUGUUGGAAUUUUUCAAAUCGGUCGAGAAAAGUUAAUGUAGUAACAUGUCGAUUUGAAAAAUGGUUUUACGGAAUUUGGGGAAAACCGGGAAUUUUACGGUACAACGGUUGAAAUGCGUUGAAAAAUGUGGAAGGAGUAGUUGACGGAAAAAAGGGUGGAAAUAGUGCUUUGGAAAAAUAGGAAUUCUGGAAAAUCCUGGAAUUUUUCGGAACUUGGAAAAUAAUUAAAAUUGUGUUGAAAUGGUUGGUGUUGGAAUGUUCCAAAUCGGUCGAGAAAUGUUGAAAUAGUAACAUGUUGAUUUGAGAAAUGGUAUUACGGAAUUCCUGGAAUUUUGGGAAGACCGGGAAUGUUUCCAGUUAAAAAAACAACGUUGUUUUUAGUCCUGAUUAAGAGGAAUGUUUUGACGGUAUAACGGUUUAAAUGCGUUGAAAAAUGUGGAAAGAAUAGUCGCCAGAAAAAAGGGUGGAAAUGGGGCUUUGGAAAACCAAGAAUUCUUUAAAAUCCUAGAAUUUUUCGGAACUUGGAAAAAACUUAAAAUGAGUUGAAAUGGUUGGUGUUGGAAUUUUUCAAAUCGGUCGAGAAAAGUUAAAGUAGUAACAUGUCGAUUUGAAAAAUGGUAUUACGGAAUUUGGGGAAAACCGGGAAUUUUACGGCACAACGGUUGAAAUGCGUUGAAAAAUGUGGAAGGAGUAGUCGACGGAAAUAAAAGGGUGGAGAUAGGGCUUUGGAAAACUAGGAAUUCUGGAAAAUCCUGGAAUUUUUCGGAACUUGGAAAAUAAUUAAAAUUGUGUUGAAAUGGUUAGUGUUGGACUUUUCCAAAUCGGUCGAGAAAUGUUGAAAUAGUAACAUGUUGAUUUGAGAAAUGGUAUUACGGAAUUCCUGGAAUUUUGGGAAGACCGGGAAUGUUUCCAGUUAAAAAAAACGACAUAGCUUUUAGUACUGAUUAAGAGGAAUGUUUUGACGGUAGAACCCCGGAGUAGUCGACAGAAAAAAGGGUGGAAUUUGGACUUUGGAAAACUAGGAAUUCUAAAAAUCCUCGAAGUUUUUGGAACUUGGAAAAAACUUAAGUUGAGUUGAAAUGGUUGGUGUUGGAAUUUUUCAAAUCGGUUGAGAAAUAAUGAACUAUUAACAUGUUGAAUUGAGAAAUAAUACUAAAGGAAUUUCGGGAAAACCGGGAAUUUUUCCAGUUAAAAAAACAACUUUGUUUUUUCUCCUGAUUAAGAGGAAUUUUUGACUGUAGAAUGGUUGAAAUGCGUUGAAAAAUGUGGAAAGAGUAGCCGCUAGAAAAAAGGUUGAAAAUAGGACUUUGGAAAACCAGGAAUUUUGUAAAAUCCUGGAAUUUUUGGGAAAUUGGAAAAAAAUGGUUGUUUAAUUUCCAUUAAGGUGGAAUAAGUUGAUGGUUUGAAUUGGUUGAAAAAUGUGGAAAUGGUGGAAGUAUGAAAAAUGGCCAGUUCAAUUUUGAAUGGGGAAAAAUGUCCUGGAAAACCUGGAAUUCUGCGAAGUCUGGUAAUUUUUGAAAUUUGUCAAGGGAAAGCCCGCCAUUCCCGAAUAGGCUGAACAGUUUGAGGUUGGAACGGUUUGAAUCGGGUGAAAAAUGUGGAAGGUAGAGAGCUCCAAACUCUGGAGAAGAAGUAUAAGUUGAAUAAAUAGAUGAAUUUUGGUGUAGAAAAACCAUAUGUGUGAAUGCCUUGGAGCAUUCACACAAUAACAAUGAAUGAAAUAUGGAGCACUUCAAUUAUGAAUAUGAAAAGCAAUUGUAAAUAUGUCAAUUCAAAGAAACAAUGUGGAUGGAUAAACUUUAUUUUUGAAUUUGACAAUGUAGUUUUGGAUCGCAGUGGUACCUCAACUUAAGAGUGUUUUUAAGCAGGUAGUCUCUUGGCUAAUUGGUAUGCACGAUUUGAGUUAUCAGCAUCAAAGCCAGGGGCUUACAUUGGCUGAAGCCCACGGGCCCCGACCCAAUGCGAUGAUUAGUGUUCACAGCUGUCAAUCACAGACUGCUAAGCUUUGUUUAGAGACCGUGUACUCUCUUUCUCGCCUGUGUCGGGGUUUUUUUCCUGGGAGCCUCUAUUACACUAUUCAUGAACAAAAUUACUAUUAGAACAGAUGAUAUUUUUUUUUAUACGUUUGCUAUGUUGAGUAAAAUCAUGAUUUUUUUUUUUUUUUUUAAUGUGUUUUUUUUUUUUUUGGAGGCGGGCGAGUGUUGUUGAGUUUUUUUUGUGGGGGACCCCCCCGAAGUCCCUCAGCCCCGGGAUGAUCCCAGCUAUCUAUGUUGCUGUUCUGUUGAGUGAAAUCAUGAUUUUUUUUUCUUUUUGGAGGCGGGCGGGUGUUGUUGAGGUUUUUUUGUGGGGGGGGGGCCCUAAACUCCCUCAGCUGAUCCCAGCCAUUAGUUGCUGUGGCAAAUGUCACAGUGAACCUGUAUCAUCCGACCAACACAUCCCAUCUGACUUGCUAGCAUUAGCUUGUAGCUACUGUAAAGAUUGAUAUUAAUACGUAUAUAAGGUUUUUCCAAGCGUGGGAAGGGAGUGUUUGGGGUUAAUAUCUCUGUCACAGAACCAAUUAAUCUCCUAAAUUGAGGUACUACUACGUAUCAGGUUAUCAGUCGAUCAAUCCGUCAAGUGGCAUGCGCUGACGGAUUGGGCAGCUCAGUAAAUUGGUCAGUGACGGUGGGUAUCGCAAGUUCCUAAGCAAUGUUGAUGUAUUCUUUCAAGAAAUAUGCAUUUAUUUUGAAUUACUGGGUAAAUUUGAGAUAUAACACCCAAAAUAUGAAUCAAUGUUGUAGAGGGCAUUACUUCUUUUUUGCUUGUGGAGCUCCGGGUUAUGGUGUGCAUGGGUGCACACCCAAAACAAAGCUCCCAUUUCCAGAACCGUGAUACGUUUCCACCAAAAUGAUAGUUGUGUCUGCUUUCGUGUCACUGAAGUGUGAAUAUAUAACAUGCAUGAAAAGUCUUCUACGGGUUUUUCCGUCUGGCUUUUAUCCUUUACACAUUCUAGACCUUGUUCUAGAGUUAGCACCCAAGGGGGAACAUUCACGACGAGCGCCAAGUUUCUCUCGUGAGCCAACACACACACACACACACACAAGUCAUGUUUGUGUAUCAGUCUGACUGUUAAAUCAUCACCAGUAUCACUUUACACCCCUGGAAGUGGACUUCAAAAUGUCUGCAUGAAGUUCUGGCUCAAGCUUAUCAUGUUUGGCUUUUGACUCCAGUGCUUUAUCGUCAUUUUCUGACCUCAGGCUGAGACUUGUCAUGAUGCCGUUAUUAAUGUUAUUAUUAGCAUCCAACACACUUUCCUAAGAUUGACUCAUUUGUUUUGGACGCUGUGUGGUGCAUGAUGGGACAUUUUGACCGUUUUCCAAAAUCCCUCCAUGAAUACUAACUUGUUUUGCAAACAGUUGUGACCAAACUGCUAUCACAGACUGUCAGGUUUAAACACUGAUGAUAUCUAUUAAACAAGACAAGAAGCAAGGAAUUAAACAGACACAAUUAAUUUUGGCUGAAUUGAGAAGAAACGCGUAGACACUGUCCUCCCACGCGCUCACGAAAUAUUUAUUUGGACUUUCCCUGAUUACAUGGGAACAGCUGUUUCUAAGGGAAGGAGGUCGUAAACAGCCAAUGCCCUCGGUCACAAAACAGUUAAAAGAAAAGGUGCCCGGAGGGAGGUCCGGCCCUUCCUUCUUUGCGCUUUGUAGAUCUCGGGUAAAGACAAAAUCUUCCUGUGGAUUACCAUACAUCAAAGAAACCGACACCCUCAUGUCGCUCCCCAUCCUACACAGUAGAGUUUUGCUUGGUAGGAUGAAAGACAGCUUUUGUCUUCUCGCAGGGCGAGCUGAAGUCAAUGUAGCACACAGUUUUGUGAUAACUUAGAUACAAAUAUUCUGACACAGACAAACUGACUUGAUUAGUUUGAUAAACUAGUGUCCUAGACCGCCUUCACACUGGAACACGUAUAGGUCGACAACCCUUCCAGAUGGUAAAUCUAAAUGUUAAAUUUGAAUGGUAUGUAUACAUAUGUUAAAUCUAAAUUCUAAAUCUAAACCUGACACCAUUCCAGCUUUAACACUAAAUCUAAAUGUUCAAGCAAAAUCUAACCUUAAAUAUAAAUCUUAUAAAUACAAAUCUACAUGUUCAAUCUAAAUCUAUAUGCUAAAUUCAAAUGGAAAUGUUAAAUAAUAAUCUAAAUUAUAAAACUAAAUAUGAAUGCAAAAUCUAAAUGAUGCAUGUAAAUGUUGAAUCUAAAUAAAAAUCAUAAUGUUAAAUCCGAAUCCUAAAUAAAAAUGUUGAAUCCAAAUCUCAAUGUAAAUCCCAAGCUUAAUGGAAAUAAAAAUGGUAAAUUUGAAUCUAAAUGUUAAAUUUAAGUUAAAAAUAUUUUAGAUACAAAUCUAAAUGUAAAUCCAAAGCAAAAUGUAAAUGCUAAAUCAAGAUGUUAAUUUGAUAUCUAAAUGUUUAACGUAAAUAAAAAAAAAGUGUUAAAUACAAAUCUGAAUGUUAAUCCAAAUCUAAAUGUUAAAUCUUACUUGUUAAUCAAAUGCUAAAUCUAAACUUGAGAUUAAAGCCUUAAUGCUAAAUCUAAAUGUUCAAUCAAAAUCUAAACUUAAAUAUAAAUGUUGAAUGUAAACAUAAAUCAUAAUGUUAAAUCCAAAUCCAAAAUGAAAAUGUUGAAUCUAAAAGGAAAAGGAAAAUCCAAAUCAAAAUGUUGAAUCCAAAUCUCAAUGUAAAUCCAAUCAGUAUGUUAAAUUUAAAUCUAAAUGUUAAAUUUAAGUUAAAAAAAACUAUAAGUUAAAUACAAAUCUAAAUGUAAAUCCAAAUGUGUAUUGCUUAAUCUAGAUGUUCAAUCAAAAUCUAAACUUUAUUAUAUAAGUCUUAGAAAUAUCUGUGUCUGUGCACCGGUCUCCCCAACUUUAAAAGAUUCCACGCACAGGACUUUGACUUUGACUUGACUUAACAUAGGUCAAGUACAUAAGACUAAUUGUGCAACCCUCUUCCCUGGUUAGAAUUGUUUUUCAAGAAAAGUGUCAAAUGCAUACAAAAGGAUUAAAACAAGCACAAAAUAAAAACACAUUGAAAAUAAUUGGCCCCAUUGGUGCGUACUACACCCAGUUCUAGUGCUCUCACUUCUGGAAGUCCUUAAACCAGAAGGGAACUUUCACAGAACUUACCUUCCAAGCUUCACCGGAGGACCCAAAGAUCUUCUUUGGCGACUUGACUUUUCCAGUCAUCCCCUUUUUAGCAAUUUACAGAUUACAAACAUUUAAUUUUGUUUUUUUUUGUUUCAUAAACAAAUUGCGCAUGUACCAAAACAUGCUCCAAGUCGGGUUGUCAACUUAAACGGGUUCCACUGUGUUUAUUGUGUAGCUACUACCGUAUUUCCUUGAAUUGCCGCCGGGGUACUAAUUAAUUUAAAACCUCUUCUCACUCCGGCGCUUACCAAAGGCAUGCGGUAAAUUUAGGCCUGCGCUUAUAUAUUUGAGUGUUAUGUAAGGAUACCAUCAUGAAAAAAACGUUAUUAUGGUCUUGCCUUUACUUAUAAAUGAAGUCCAUUCGCAGCUCCUUCUGAUCAAAAGCAUCGAUAACUUGUUUAUAGAAGUCUUCCUUAUCUUUCUUCAGUUUUAAAAGUCUCUCUGUCUAAAUGGAGAUCUUCCUUUAUUACCUCCUGCUUCGAUUGAAAGUCCAGUUUAGAAAACUGUUUUAUUUUAGAUAUGUAAUCUUCCAUGUUAAAAGUGCAAGCGAGAGGAGAAAAUAAACGAUCGCUGCUCACUCUU
This is a messenger RNA of Nerophis ophidion (straightnose pipefish), 19792 nucleotides long. RefSeq names its product voltage-dependent N-type calcium channel subunit alpha-1B-like. The record is from RefSeq and is a predicted model, not a curated record. Bases 293 to 7441 code for a protein of 2382 amino acids. NCBI's taxonomy places the organism in Eukaryota, Metazoa, Chordata, Actinopteri, Syngnathiformes, Syngnathidae. The transcript is spliced from 48 exons. Gene Ontology annotation, biological process: chemical synaptic transmission; calcium ion import across plasma membrane. Gene Ontology annotation, cellular component: membrane; voltage-gated calcium channel complex; neuronal cell body. Gene Ontology annotation, molecular function: high voltage-gated calcium channel activity.